Messenger RNA from Neoarius graeffei (lesser salmon catfish), 1260 nucleotides. RefSeq names its product natural killer cells antigen CD94-like. Bases 96 to 788 code for a protein of 230 amino acids. The transcript has 6 exons. The record is from RefSeq and is a predicted model, not a curated record. Lineage: Eukaryota; Metazoa; Chordata; Actinopteri; Siluriformes; Ariidae.
CAGUAUAUUAAAGAGAGAGAGCGAGCAGCCGCAGGAGCCCUGUUGCAGAGUUUCCACAUUAAACCGGACGGAGCUACGAUAGAUCACAUCCCAUCAUGUACAUCAAAUUCUGUAAUUUCGGUCCCUACGCUGAUAUGAAAGCGUCUGGGAAAUCCAAGGAGGAACCGAGUGCAGAUGUUUACACCAGGGUUCGAGUGUACAAGAGGAUUUCCGCUCUUUUCAUCAUUCUCUCUUUGCUCUUACUGGCUGUGGUUCUUGCUCUGGCUAUGAAGUUGUAUGAAGUUCAGUCCAUCCAGAAGUGCCCAGAGAGACCCGACGUUGAAGAACCUGAAGAAUUGAUCUGUAGCCGCCAACUAUGCGAGAUCCUGUAUCCCACCACACAGGCUGUCCAAAACCGUGGGUAUCGGUGCCCUGAGUGUGGGAGGGGCUGGUUGAAGUUUGACAACUCCUGCUACUUCAUGUCUAAGGAGCGUCUAAGCUGGCAGGAAAGCAGGGAGGCGUGUCAGAAACAGGGCGGAGACCUGGCUGUCAUUGACAGCGAACAUGUGCAGAAUUUUCUAACUGACAGUGGGGGCAUGCUGUACUGGAUUGGGCUCCGUUAUUCAGAAAAGCAACAGUGGAUGUGGAUUAACAAUACCGCACCAGCCCAGAGCUACUGGGCCAAUGGCCAGCCAGAUCCAGACUCCCAAGGCUCCUGUGCACUGCUAAGAGGAUGGAACCCUCACAUAAACAGCUGGUAUUCAAACCCCUGUGUGGUGCUGUCACAUUACAUCUGCCAGAGAGGUUGAAAGUGGAGAAGGAUCAACCAUAACCAUCACGUACAUCUGCUACAUUUUGCCUUUCACAUCAUUAUUACAUCACUCUUUUUUUUCCUUUUACAAAUGCAGAGCAUAAACAGUAACAAACAUAACAUCAGUACACGAAACAAUCCCUUUCUGUGAUGCACAAUCAAGUAGACAUGCUGUGUAUUUUUCAUGAUUGAAAACAAGAUAUGCUAAUUGUAUUCACUAAAAGUGACUUUGUGCUUCUAUUAGUUGUAAAUUGCAAUGCUUUUAAUUGCACUGAUGCAUAAUUGCGUUGCACGAAUCUCCUAUAAAACCAUGUCAAUGAGUGUAAGUAGAAAUGCCUUUACAGUGAUUCAAUUUAAAAUUCUUGUUUUUUCACUUUGUAAUACACUGUUUUUUCUAACCCACAUGUUUUCUAUUGUGGCUUUUUUUUUCAACAUAAAUCAGUAAUCACUUAAUAAAAUAAUGAAAUGAU